UCUUCCAGCGCCACGUCGUGAGGAAGUGUCGGUCCCCUCGGGCGGUUGAAAGGUGCCGACGGAGCCUGUCAAGGUUACCUGGUUGGUGUCUAAUUGUUCUGUGCUUCUUCUGCUGAGGCAAGAACUAUGUCAUGGAUCAAGGAAGGAGAGCUGUCGUUUUGGGAGCGGUUCUGUGCCAACAUCAUAAAGGCAGGCCCAAUGCCCAAACACAUUGCGUUUAUAAUGGAUGGGAACCGUCGCUAUGCCAAGAAGUGCCAAGUGGAGAGGCAAGAGGGCCACUCACAGGGCUUCAACAAACUGGCUGAGACUCUGCGUUGGUGUUUGAACCUGGGCGUCCUAGAGGUGACGGUCUACGCAUUCAGCAUUGAGAACUUCAAACGCUCCAAGAGUGAGGUAGAUGGGCUAAUGGAUCUGGCCCGGCAGAAGUUCAGCCGCUUGAUGGAAGAAAAGGAGAAACUGCAGAAGCAUGGGGUAUGUAUCCGGGUCCUGGGUGAUCUGCAUUUGUUGCCCUUGGAUCUCCAGGAGCUGAUCGCACAGGCUGUGCAGGCCACCAAGAACUACAACAAGUGUUUCCUGAACGUCUGUUUUGCUUACACAUCCCGUCAUGAGAUCAGCAAUGCUGUGAGAGAGAUGGCCUGGGGAGUGGAGCAAGGCCUGCUGGAUCCCAGCGAUGUCUCUGAGUCUCUGCUGGAUAAGUGCCUCUAUACCAACCACUCUCCUCAUCCUGACAUCUUGAUACGGACUUCUGGGGAAGUGAGGCUCAGCGACUUUCUCCUCUGGCAGACCUCCCACUCCUGCUUGGUGUUCCAGCCUGUUCUGUGGCCAGAAUACACGUUUUGGAACCUCUGUGAGGCCAUCCUGCAGUUCCAGAUGAACCAUAGCAUGCUUCAGAAGGCCCGAGACAUGUAUGCAGAGGAUCGGAAGAGGCAGCAGCUGGAGAGGGACCAGGCUGCAGUGACAGAACAGCUGCUGCAAGAGGGGCUCCAGGCCAGUGGGGACGCCCAGCUCCGACGGACACGCUUGCACAAACUCUCAGCCAGACGAGAAGAGCGGGUCCAAGGCUUCCUGCAGGCCUUAGAACUCAAGCGGGCUGACUGGCUGGCACGUCUGGGCACUGCAUCAGCCUGAGUGAGGCUGGCCUCCUGCCACUUUGCCCUGCCCUCUGCCUCUAGGGCCCCACUCCCCUUUCUUUUCUUGGUGAAAGGUACCUCCCUCCUGAUGAUGAAUUGUGUUUCCUUUGCUUGGCAAGGGAGCCCCAGAGGCCAGGUUUGCUGGCCAUAGAUAUCUUUGGGCUGCCUGGGACAGUGCCCCUGGUGAGGGUUGAGGGUGAGAGUCUCUCACAAGUACACUAAACCUAAACUCUGAUCCAGGUCAAACUCUGAUCACGAAUAGGUUCGGAGAGCAGAGGGCCCCAGCCCUUCCAUCAUUGCCACCUCUACCUGUACUCCUAGGUGCACUUUCUUUUUCCACCAGCACAUCCUUCAACACAAAGAAUUUCGGGGAAGAGGUCUCCCCAGAACCUUAGCCCUUUACCCAUCCAUCUUAGUCUUCACAAAAGAUGUGGACCCACCUUGGAUCUGCUGGUAAAUAGCUAAUAGGCAGCCAGCGUUAUUUAGGCAAGGAAGGGGAGGGAGAGACAGAAAGAAAAUUUGCCCAUCUGCUGCUCCUCCCCCUUGGCUCUCCACCUGGGAUUUGCUAUUGAAUCUCUACCCCCUCCCACCACACAGUGCUGACUGCUCACUGAAAGCAGCGCCCCCAAUGGUGCACGGAAGCCAGGCGGGUGAUUACAAUCCAAUUACCUAUUGUUGACUCAGCCCACACAAGCUUUUCUCCUCCUCUUGCAGGGCAUGGGGCCAGGCUCCACUCCCCAGUGAGACCGGUCCCCUCCAUGGCUACAGGGUAACAGAAGACCUAUAGGCCCUGGUGAAUCUAAUCCAGCACAGGCCACCUUCCCUGGAUCACAUCAGGACCAAGAGCACAGAAGCAAGCACUUCUCCCAACUGACUGCCUCCUGCCCUCAGCAUCUCGGACUCUGCUUCCCACCUCUACAGCCUUUGAGGCUUUUCUCAGCUUUUGACCUGGCCCCCUAAGUAGACCGUGAGACGAUUUAUUCCCAGCAUGGCAGAGUCUCAGUUUGUGAGGGCCAAGGUUGCCCAGCAGGGAGAAGAGGGCCGAGUCAAGGGCUGUGUCCUUUUCCUUACCUCUCCCUGCCAGGCCUCGCUGCAGAGCUGCUGAGAGGAUUAGUGCCUUUGAAGAGCUGUCUGAGCAGCUCUGUGCUUCAGGUGCCCCAGAGCAGCAAGCACCAGCGGGUAAUACCAACCAAAGGCUACUCUGUUUAGUCUUCCCGUUUUACUUUCUGCACACUGUUUCCCAGCACCUCCCUCUAGGGGAGAGGUAGGAUCUUGGAAGCAGUGCUAAGAGCAUAUUCUUUAAAACCUCUAACUUCCCUAUACUCCAGUCUCCUCCCCUUUCUGUGCCUGGAUACCUGGCACAAGAGACCCUUUGGCCAUCAUCCCUGCUCCCAGAAUCAAGCAUAAAUGCCCGGCACUGCGAUUGAGAAGCCAAUCAAUGCACCCUUUGGCAAGUCCCCCACUCACACACCUGGCACUCCCCACUACCAAUCCCUGGCACAGGGUUCCCAGAGAGCAGGUGCUGUACAUUUUCCAGCUUUACAAUGGGGCUGUUGACAGCCUUAAUUAGGGAGGCAUGAAUUAUGCGGCUAUAAUGCAGAGCCCUGCAAUUAAGGCGGGAAUGAGGGGCUGGAAGCAGCAAAUGGAAUCUGCCCUGUGAGCAUGGUUGUUGAGUCCUGCCUCCUUUCUGGGUCUGACUUUCCCUAACUAUGAUUGGGGUACAGCAGAGGUGAUUAAUGGGGCUGAUAUCUUUGGCCUGAGGUCCUGUAUUCUGGGAAAGGUACACAGUGGGGAGGGGUGAGGAGUGGCUGCCUCAGGAGGCAGUGUAAGGGGUGGAAAGAGGAGGCCGAGGGAUCGCUGCUGCUCAGGAACAAGAGCUGCAAAUAGUUGAUAUGAACUCUCAAUGAUUGCUUUCUACCGGUGUGAUUCGUACAAACCAGCUCAACCCUUGCCUCAAGAAACUCGGUGAGACCUAUUUAAAUGUCCUCCCACCUGUGAGCCAACCCCCCCCCAGUUGAGGAUAUUUAUUGUGUUGAGUUCUCUAGGGUGUCAAAUAGAAUUUUAAAAAUUC
Molecule: messenger RNA, 3201 nt
Organism: Balaenoptera ricei (Rice's whale)
Lineage: Eukaryota; Metazoa; Chordata; Mammalia; Artiodactyla; Balaenopteridae
Gene: DHDDS
Product: dehydrodolichyl diphosphate synthase subunit
Exons: 9
Coding region: 127-1128 (333 amino acids)
Biological process (GO): polyprenol biosynthetic process
Cellular component (GO): endoplasmic reticulum; dehydrodolichyl diphosphate synthase complex
Molecular function (GO): ditrans,polycis-polyprenyl diphosphate synthase [(2E,6E)-farnesyl diphosphate specific] activity
Source: RefSeq, a predicted model, not a curated record